CCUUGGUUGUACUGUCCGUCAGGCCCCUGGAUGUUGCCCUGAAUGGCACUGCAUGGGUACUACGCGCUACCAGGGCAGGGCAGGCAGCAACGUCUGCCAACUUGAACCAGGCGGGUAAGGUAUAUAUACUAUGACACAUCGUCUUCGUCCCUCCAACUGGAAAUCUCAUUCUCCCCGCUGUUCUUCAGCGUGCACUUACUCGACCAUUCAAGUUGCCCUUCCUCCAUUGUCUUCGCAUGCCCGUUGGUAGUUCUGCAGAGGAGGACUUGAAGCGUUCUCAUCUAGUAUGCCUCGACGCAUUCGAAAAUGGAAAUCGAAAUCGACUCGCCAAGUUGAAUCGACUAUGGCGGGUCCAAACUUCUUUCAGCGGCUUCCUCUCGAAGUGAUUUCCGAGGUCGUGUCGUUUCUUGACCUUGAGAGCGCAUCCAACCUCCGGCUAACGUCGCGCGAAGUGGCGGCCAACGUGGCAUCUGCACCGGCGUUCCUAGCUUAUUUCCACUGCAAAACGAUCAGCCUUGUCACCGUCGUCCAACUGCGACAAUUUGGUCCCAUGACCCAGCCGGGACGGUGUGGCCGUGCUGUGCGCCAUCUCACACUCAUCAGCGGCAACUCGGCUCGGUGUGCAGAAUGGGAAACAGAGGCCAUCGAGCUCCUGCGAGUUGCCAUGGAGAAUAUCAUGUCUUCAGGAAAGCGAGGCGAGGGCAGCGGCAGCGGCAGCCCUCCGCAACCGCUUUUUGCCAUCACCCUCACGAAACGCAAGCAGGAAAAGUCUCCCGAAUCCAAAAAUUGGGAGAACAUCUGGAAUGGUGCAGCACAGGCAUUUCGCAUCACAGCACAGGCAUUCUACAGAAGCAAAUUGCCUCUCGAGGCGCUGGAUGUCUUUGGGCAGCCCCAAUGGUGCAGUCUGGACUGUGGUGUCUUUGCCAGCACUACAAAUAAUCUUGUGACGACACCCUCCUCCAUGCAUCACUGGCAGCUAAAAAGGCUCUCGCUGUCCCUCUCUCACCAUGUGACAGGAGACCGAGAAGACGAAAACAGAGAAGGUCUUGCCGCAGGCCGACAACACACCCAAACUUUCUGCGACUUCGUCGGUCUUGUUUGUUCGUCAUUGGAAGAUCUCGACUUGCGCUGGUACAAAGCGCACCGAGGAGACACGGACGCGCUCACCGAUGCUCUACGAGAGGAACAGCUCCUUUUCGAUCGGCUGGGCAGCAGACAGUUCGACUUUCCCCGUUUGAAGACAUGCAGUCUGAGAGGUUUCUUCACCACUGGCGACUUUCUGUUUUCUUUCCUGAAACAUUGUCCCGCCCUUGAGUCAUUAAUGUUGAAAGAGAUACAUUUGGGAGCAGGCUCGUUCCGCUCGAUCUUUGACCAUGCUGUGGAUACCGUGAAGUAUCUACAUUUCGAAGACCUUUACGAGGAUAACUGGAAGAUGCUCUAUUUCAAUGCACCUGGCAAACCGAAUUUCCCUGUCGGAGCCCCGAGGCACAGGCCGAAUAAUAUCACUCGAGUCGGCGCCGCUGAGGUGCGCAGCAAGCCUGUCCGAUAUAGCUUCCGCACGGGGGAUAUUAUAGGCUCGCCUGAUUAUCACAGGUGGAUACGAAGACGGGCUGCCAUGUAUGGACCUCCGAGUCUCUGGAAUUAUCCGCUGUGGCGAUAGGAGAAGUAGUAGUCGUAAUAGUAAUGAUAGCAGUAGCAUAUACUAGUGUAUGUAUUAGUAUAUAUCUCAGGCUAAAAUUGCACGGUAGAGAUCGCGAUCAGAUGUAUGACUGCAACCUGCAACUGCAACGUGUGCGUGUGCGGGUGUGGGUGCACCUGAUCAGUGAGUGAGAACAAGGCUGAAUAAAAU
Molecule: messenger RNA, 1849 nt
Organism: Exophiala dermatitidis NIH/UT8656
Lineage: Eukaryota; Fungi; Ascomycota; Eurotiomycetes; Chaetothyriales; Herpotrichiellaceae
Exons: 1
Coding region: 287-1660 (457 amino acids)
Molecular function (GO): protein binding
Source: RefSeq, a predicted model, not a curated record